Messenger RNA from Sus scrofa (pig), 3318 nucleotides. NCBI's taxonomy places the organism in Eukaryota, Metazoa, Chordata, Mammalia, Artiodactyla, Suidae. The record is from RefSeq and is a predicted model, not a curated record.
CUAGGGCUGAUCUUCCAGGACUGCUGCCCCCUCCCCUUCCUCCGCUUAGCUGGGGUAAAGCUAGAAAUCCUAUCCCCGGGGCUACAGCCUGUCUUGUACCCUGAUUCCUCCUCUUGCCACAUCCUCCUCCUGAUUAAUUCUUUACCUCCCUCAGAGAGAGUGGAUCGCUCCCUCCUCUGUGCUCCCACAGCACUUCAGCGCACAGCUAUUAUUGCACUGAUCACAUUGUAUUACAGUUAGUUGUUUAUGUGACUCUCUGCCUGCCCCACUUUUAACCCCUUGAAGCCAAGGGGUCUUACUCAGGUUGGUGUUUUCCCUGGAUAAUAGGUAUUCGAUAAAGAGAUAUUGAAUGAAUGGGCCAUAAUUCUUUUUUUUUUUUUUUGCCAUCAAAUUAAUACCUUUCUUAGGGCUGGAGAAAAAUGUGAGGAAAGAAUGCUAAUGAGAUCAGAGAAGACCCUCUGCUCCUCAUCCGGGAGUACUGCCAGGGUUGAACACGCUUAGGUCAGGAUCAGGGCUUCUCAAGCUUGCAUGAAUCCCAAUUACGUGGAGGGCUGUUAAAACACACACCACCGGGCCCUGCCCGCCCCCCCCCCCGCCCCCUGAGCUUCUGAUUCAGGAGACCUGGGGUGGGGCCUGGGAAUGUGCAUUUCUAAACUGUUCCCAGAUGACACUAAAACUAUUAGUCGGGAGACCAUCUUUUGAGGGCCACCGCUGUCCAAAGACAAGGAGCAGUGAGAACUAUGUGGACAAAGAGGUCACCAAGUUUCCAGGGUGAGUGUGACCAGGGGUUAGCCUCUGGGUCUGCUGAGGCUCUAUCCCAGGCUAAACUCAGAUACAACUUCCCCUCAGAAACCCCAAGGCCCACAAAGCGCAGUGAAGAAGCCUCAGGCAAUGAGAGGGGAAAAUGAAGAUGGAGUGGGCUCUAGAUCUAAUGAGACAAAUAGAGCUGAUGGCCGGACACAGGCGAAGCAGAGAGGUGCAGAAAGCGCUAUGGCCGGAGACUCUGCCUGGAGGCAGAGCUGAACAAAUGACAGCCGGAUGAAGAACAGAUGAGAAGAAAUGGGAACUUCAGCACAGUGAAAAUCUCAUCUGACUUCAAGUAUGAGUGGACCAGCAGAGAGAGAAAAGAAAAAGGAAAUCACCAGCAAACUCAGGGCUCCUAGGACAGCAAAGGAGGAGGCACUCAGGGAAAGCAGAGACAGGAAAGACAGACAAAACCCCAACCACUUCCCCCAAGACUGUGUUCCUGGAAAAACACCAGGAACUCUUUUCCAGGAAACUUAGGACCUGGGCUGAAGAGUGGGACAGAAUUUUUGUUCAAUCUUCUUUAGAAUCCGCCACUCAGGGCAGAAUUUUUCAGACUCAUUUGCACUCCCUUGCUACGCCCCUCCCCCAAGUCCGAAACGCGGGGUUACAUCAGUUUCUGGAAGGGACACAUCCAAGAUCCCUAUUAGCUUUUUCCUCCUAAUACUUUGCUCUUCUGAAUAUGCCAAGAUGUUGCCCAGCACCCAAGCUAAGACAUAUUUGGAACUCACUCUCUUCCCUUCACCUUCAAGGAAAACUGGUCUGUGGAUACCCUGCCCGCGCCUGAACCGACCAGCUCUCCAGCGCUGGAAUCGCGGCUGCUCGCGGACCGGAGGAGGGCAGCUGAGAAACAACCCGCGGAGACAACACGCAGCAGUUGUUUCAGCAGGAAGUGUUUAUGGUGGUUUGGUCCUCAAGAAGUUCCUAAAAGAGAUACAAUCUAUACUGCCUGGAUUCUCUGCAAAGCUGAACUGGACUUCAGAUGAAGCCAGCUAUUCUCAGGACACAUCGGGGAUGACAUCCUUCCUCAUGACUUUUGAGGUUGAUGAAAAGCCCAGAACCUUGAUGACAGAUAGUCUGGUUAUAAAGAAUUUUUUACAUAAAACUGUCGUGGUGCUCCCUAAGUUUAGAUUUAAUUUCAGUGUAAAGGUGAAUGGAAUCCUCUCCAUGGAGAACUUUGGUACACCAAAGUUUGGUACAACUGAAUUACUCUGCCGCAGAAUCCAUCCUGUGCUAGGACAUCCAGUACUGCUCGUCAUCCCUGACGAUGUGGCUGGAAUGGGCUUGUUGGGAGAGCUGAUACUGACGCCAGCUGCUGCUUUGUGUCCUUGCCCAAAGGUCUCUUCCAACCAACCGAAUAGGAUCUCUUCAGUUUCCAUAUUUCUAUAUGGACCUUCAGGUCUGCCUCUGAUAUUGCCGGGGCAGGAGCACCUGUCUACCGCUGUCUUCAAAGACACCUCUAAUCUCAUUGACUGGAAGAAAUACCACUUGCGAAUGGUGCCCAAUUUGGAUCUCAGUUUAGACAGAGAUUUGGUGCUUCCAGAUGUGAGUUAUCAGGUGGAAUCCAUUGAGGGGGAUCAGUCUCAGAAUGUGGACCCCCAGGGACAAACACUGCUGCUUUUUCUCUUUGUGGAUUUCCACAGCGGAUUUCCAGUCCAGCAAAUGGAACUCUGGGGAGUCCACACGUUGCUCACAGCUCAUCUCAGUGCCGUCCUCGUGGAGAGCCGCAGCAAGGUGCACGAGUCCAUCCAGGUUGCUGUGGACCAGGCCUUGGAGCAGCAUCACCAGGCUGCCAAGGCUCAUCAGAAACUGCAAGCCUCACUCUCAGUGGCUGUAAAUUCCAUCAUGAGUAUCAUGACUGCAAGCACCAGCAGCAACUUCCGAAAGAUCUGCCUCCAGACGCUUCAAGCAUCUGACACACAGGAAUUUGCAACCAAGCUGCAUAAAUCAUUUCAUGAGAUCACCCAGCACCAGUUUCUUCUCCACUGCUCAUGUGAGGUGAAGCAGCAGCUGCUCCCAGAGAAAAAUGAUGCAGAGCAGAGCAGAGAGGACACACAUGAGAACAGCGGUCUGGAGCUCCUCACAGGGACCAGCAGGCAGGCAGAAAUCAAGAAACUUAAGAGGGGCAGACUCCGCCAAAGCCUGGAGGAGACGCGGACUUUCUACUCACCUGGGACCCUGAGCCCGUCAGAGGCGGCCCCGCGCCCCGUGGAGCCCACCGCGGCCCCCCUGACCCCUAGUCGAAGCAGGACGGGCCCCGGGAGCGACCUGGAGGUAACCGGGCUAAGGCCGCACAGGGGAGGGAGCGGCAGCAGGGCGGGGCCCGGCUGCUGCCGAGGGGUCCUCACGCUGGGCCUCCUUUCCUCCCGCAGGACGCGCUGUGGCUGCAGGAAAUCUCCAAUCUGUCCGAGUGGCUGAGUCCCGGCCCUGCGCCCUGAACUGUGCCCCCUCCCCGCGCCCCAGCGCCCGCGGGGGCCGCAUGUAGUCUGUUGUUCAAUAAACCUGCUCCGCGCG